Molecule: messenger RNA, 693 nt
Organism: Acanthamoeba castellanii str. Neff
Lineage: Eukaryota; Discosea; Longamoebia; Acanthamoebidae
Exons: 2
Coding region: 1-693 (230 amino acids)
Source: RefSeq, a predicted model, not a curated record
AUGAAGAUAGAGGACGUACUGGUACAGCGGCUGCAGAAGAGGAAGAGGGAGCAGGCCGGCCAUUGCCAGCGCGGCACCGAGGACGGCUUCAAGCGAAUCGAGGCCCAGGUCCGCGAGGCCAAGCGCGUGCGACGCCACGAGAUGGCGGCCGCCCUCUCCACGUCUACAUCAUCAUCCCCAUCACCAUCACCAUCAUCAGUACCACCACCAUCAGCAGCAGCAACGCGAAGCUGGCGAGGCGAAGCGGCACCGGGUGAUGCGGCGUGCAAGCUCGUCCAGGUCCAGCAGCACAGGCAGCACCAGUACCUGCUCCUCCAGAUCCAGCGGCAAAUCCUCCUGGCCCAGCGCCACCACCGACGAACGACGGCUGCCACGUCAUCGGCCACGGCCGCGGUCGGCUGCGCCGCGGCCACGCGAAGAAGAGCUUCGCUGUGUCGGCAGUCGACACGACGAGAGUCGCCGAAAACGACGAUGGCGGCGACGACGGUGACGGUGAAGACCGAAAAGAACGAAGACGGCGACGAAAACGACGGGAAAGAGACACAAAAGAACGAAGAGAGCACCUUCGGCGGCAGCAGCAGCUCGACGGCCGCGCCAUUAAUGUCGACGACGUGGCUGCCGCUGCCCGCGGGCGAACGGUGCGGCGCUGUGCGACUGCCGCCCCUCGUGUCCCUCUUUGCCGAACCGUCCUGA